Synchiropus splendidus (mandarinfish) is the source of this 1302-nucleotide messenger RNA. Its product is annotated as calcium homeostasis modulator protein 1-like. NCBI's taxonomy places the organism in Eukaryota, Metazoa, Chordata, Actinopteri, Syngnathiformes, Callionymidae. The transcript has 3 exons. Bases 73 to 1119 code for a protein of 348 amino acids. Gene Ontology annotation, molecular function: monoatomic cation channel activity. The record is from RefSeq and is a predicted model, not a curated record.
CAACGGGUGAGCGUAAACGUCCCUCCUGAGCGGCAGAAUUUCAACAAGUGGGGAACCAACACACCAGCCGAGAUGGAUAAGUUCCGUAUGAUGUUCCAGUUCCUCCAGUCCAACCAGGAAUCUUUCAUGAACGGGAUCUGUGGCAUCAUGGCGCUGGCCAGUGCUCAGAUGUAUUCCGCCUUUGAGUUCAGCUGUCCCUGCAUGCCUGAGUACAACUACAACUAUGGGAUUGGGCUGCUGAUCGUGCCGCCCAUAUGGUUCUUCCUGUUGGGUUUUGUGUUGAACAAUAACGUGUCGGUGCUGGCUGAAGAAUGGAAGCGACCCACGGGGAGGCGGCGGAAGGAUCCCACCAUCCUGCGCUACAUGUUCUGUUCCAUCACUCAGAGGUCUUUGAUCGCCCCGGCGGUCUGGGUGUCCGUCACGCUCAUGGAUGGGAAGAGCUUCCUCUGUGCCUUUAGCAUCGACUUGGAUAUUGAAAGGUUUACCGAUGGCAAUUUCACAAAGGGGAUGUCAGAGGUUGAGAAGAUGAAAAUGUUAGCCAGGAUUCCAUGCAAAGAUCUGUUCCAUCACCAGGAAGUCAGAGUGGCGGCGUCACGGUAUAUCAAGUGUAUUUCACAGGCCUGCGGCUGGCUGUUUUUGCUCAUGAUGACCUUUGCAGCUUUCCUGAUCCGGGCGAUUCGACCCUGCUUCACCCAGGCCGCCUUCCUCAAAACCAAAUACUGGUCCCACUACAUUGACAUCGAGCGCAAAAUGUUCGACGAGACGUGCAAGGAGCACGCCAAGAGCUUCGCCAAGGUCUGCAUCCACCAGUACUUCGAGGGCAUCAGCGGGGAAAUGCGAAACUUCCACGAGAAUCACUCGAAGAAGUAUGACACCAACGAGGAAGACGAAGACAAGAAGAUGAGCGAUGAGGAAAAGCUCAUGGGCAUCAGAGCACAGGACGACAUGAACAAAGCGCUGUGGAACUGGCACACCUGUAAGCCGGCGCUGGCCCUGAGAAAGGAGCAGAUGAAUGGAGAACACAAUGGCCUGCUGAAUGGAGAAACUAAUGGCUGUGCAAAUGGUCACACCCACGACGUGCAGAGGAAGGAGUGGGCCGUCUACUAUAGCAAAGUCUGACAUCAGAGUUUCUCAUUUGUGACCUUCCAUCUCACUCAGGGUUUUAUUUCCCAGAGUUCAAAUGGUGUGUCUGUGUAAGCAAAUGUAGCUUGAUGGAGCUGCUGACCUUGCAAAUCCGCUAGAUGGCGCGCUUUCUCGUCUCUCAAUUCAUUUUCAACCAACGCCUGAAUAAAAUAUACCGGA